GGUCAGCCUGGCCCGGCCCUGGGCUGCCAUGGCUCAGACGGUGAUACCGUUCGUGAGGGGACCCGAGGACCGGCAUUUCUUCACCAGUUUCCGGGAGCAGGACAACGCGGCGUUCGCCCGCUGGAGCCCGGACGCGGCGGCUCCCGAGGAGUUGUACCCGCUCGCCCCGCACCGGCAUGAGGUGCAGCUGCUGGACUCCACGUCCGGCUUCAUCAGCCCCGGAGCCAGCGCCGACAGCGGCACCAGCAGGAUCCCCAACCUGGCGUUUCACAGAGAGCCGGGCGGCGAGUGCCGAGCACACACCGCCAUCCCGGUGGCCGUGCAGGAGACAGGCGAGAGCCGCCUCUGGAACUCCAGAUCCGUGUCCGCCGCUGCUAUCCGAGCCAGAGUGGGAGGUUGGACAAGUCCAGUUCGAGUGACCCCAGCACCGCACUCAGCUCCCAGUUCUCUCAAAACUCAUAAUUUUAACUUCAAUGUGGAUUCUCCAGGUCAGCCUUCAUAUGAUGGAACAUCUGAAAUUACAAGAGAUGCAAAAGCAAGAAAAUAUAUGUACUCAACCAGCAUCCAGAGGAGUUAUGAGGAGGUUAAUUGGGACUGUAAGUUGGGUCCAAAACUCAAACCAGAAGAUGCAACACAGGACAAAAUAGCUGACCCUGUAUCACGACAUGCUACUUUAAAACGAUAUGAUUCAAGCCCUCAUAUGUGGCAGGCUGUAGGUGGACACGGACACUGGGACAAAAGUCAGUCUCGACCCUUCAGUGCUGCAGCUAAACCAAUCAACUUUACAAGCCUUUUCCCCAAAAUUCAUCAAAUCCCACUGUACAGUGGUUCUGUUGGUGGUAAUAAUCUAGAGAAUAAAGAUAAUCCUUAUGCUGAAUUUACCCCCUUCACUGUACCACGAACUGAAAAGCCACGACAUACAGAUACAUCCUAUUGCCCAAAUAUACCUGGUUAUACAGGUAAAAGACAAUGGAAUGUCAAAGAAACUAACAAGUCCAACAUUUCAAGGUUAUUUCAUCCACCUGCAGAACGUGUAUGUGGAAUUCCUCGUGGCACUGAAAAGCCAUUAAAAUAUAGGCACGAAUCCCCCUUUUCGAAGAUGAUGACGACAGUCUCACCCUUCAAUCCCUUUAACUCAAAAACAUCCAAAGCGAUCCGUUUAUAAAUAAAUAAAUAUAUAAUUAUGU
Hemiscyllium ocellatum (epaulette shark) is the source of this 1187-nucleotide messenger RNA. Its product is annotated as protein SPMIP7. NCBI's taxonomy places the organism in Eukaryota, Metazoa, Chordata, Chondrichthyes, Orectolobiformes, Hemiscylliidae. The record is from RefSeq and is a predicted model, not a curated record. The coding region runs from base 29 to 1165 and encodes 378 amino acids. The transcript has 9 exons.